Betta splendens (Siamese fighting fish) is the source of this 11237-nucleotide messenger RNA. It is a transcript of the gene atp11b, whose product is annotated as ATPase phospholipid transporting 11B (putative). The record is from RefSeq and is a predicted model, not a curated record. Gene Ontology annotation, biological process: phospholipid translocation. Gene Ontology annotation, molecular function: ATP hydrolysis activity; ATPase-coupled intramembrane lipid carrier activity; ATP binding. The coding region runs from base 337 to 3855 and encodes 1172 amino acids. The transcript has 30 exons. Gene Ontology annotation, cellular component: endoplasmic reticulum; trans-Golgi network; recycling endosome. Lineage: Eukaryota; Metazoa; Chordata; Actinopteri; Anabantiformes; Osphronemidae.
GGCAGACAGGGGGCGGUGGGUGACCGCCGGAGAGCAGCCGCGCGCUGCUCAGAGCCGAGCGCCGGCGGAGGGAAGCUGGUCGUGGCAGAGCGGGGAUGUAGCGCCGCUUGUUGGGACUCCGUCGCCAGCUACCCGUCACUUCCCCCGGAUCUUUUGUGUGACAGCGGCGUGGAAUGGGGUCGACUGGACGCAGUACUUUGCACAGUUUGACUGCGUGAUGCCACCGAGGAGCCGCCGUUUGGGGCAUUUGUUUAUGCUUCGGGACGGUCUCGUUGGAGUAGCUAGCUGCUAGCGCGGGGCUAGCGGCUGUGGCUGCUUUGAACGCAUUUUGCGAGGAUGCUCCGGUGGAUACGGCAGCAGCUGGGCUUUGACCCCCCUCAUCAGAGUGAGACCAGGACUGUUUAUGUAGCAAACCGUUUCCCGCAGCAUGGCCACUAUAUACCACAGCGCUUUGCUGACAACAGGAUCAUCUCAUCCAAGUACACCAUUUGGAAUUUUGUCCCCAAGAAUCUCUUCGAGCAGUUCAGGAGGAUAGCCAACUUCUAUUUUCUCAUUAUCUUCCUUGUACAGUUAAUGAUAGACACACCUACUUCCCCAGUCACCAGCGGUCUGCCUCUGUUUUUUGUGAUCACAGUUACGGCCAUAAAACAGGGCUACGAGGACUGGUUGAGACACAAGGCAGACAAUGAGGUCAAUGGGGCGCCGGUAUUUGUAGUUCGUAGUGGAAGUCUGGUCCAGACAAGAUCCAAGAACAUCAGGGUAGGGGACAUUGUUCGUGUGGCUAAAGAUGAGACUUUCCCAGCUGACCUAGCAUUGUUGUCAUCAGACCGUGCAGACGGCACCUGUCACGUUACCACAGCCAGCCUCGAUGGAGAAACCAACCUCAAGACCCAUUACUCUGUUGCGGAGACAUCAGUCUGUCAGUCUGUGUCCCAGCUGGAGGCGUUGCAGGCUGUGGUGGAGUGUCAGCAACCAGAAGCUGAUUUGUACAGGUUUGUUGGGCGGAUUACAGUGACUCAACAUGGGGAGGAGAUAGUCAGACCUCUUGGUCCAGAGAAUCUGCUGCUCCGAGGAGCCAGGCUAAAAAAUACCAAAGAGAUUUAUGGAGUGGCAGUGUACACAGGGAUGGAAUCCAAAAUGGCCCUUAACUACAAGUGCAAGUCCCAGAAACGCUCUGCAGUGGAGAAAUCCAUGAACUCCUUCCUAAUCAUCUAUCUGGGCAUCUUGCUAUUCGAGGCUGUCCUCAGCACCAUCCUGAAGUAUGCCUGGCAGGCCGAGAACAAGUGGGACGAGCCUUUCUACAACCAAAAGACUGAACAAGAAAGGAACAGCAGUCCUAUCUUGAAGUUCAUCUCAGACUUCUUGGCGUUUCUGGUUCUGUAUAACUUCAUCAUUCCCAUCUCCCUCUACGUCACUGUGGAGAUGCAGAAGUUCCUUGGCUCGUUUUUCAUUGGUUGGGAUUUGGAUCUCUAUCAUGAGGAGAGUGACCAGAAAGCACAGGUCAACACGUCUGACCUUAAUGAGGAGCUGGGGCAGGUGGAGUAUGUGUUUACCGAUAAGACGGGAACGCUAACAGAAAACGAGAUGCACUUCCGCGAAUGUUCAAUUAAUGGAACCAAGUACCGAGAAGUUAACGGUAAACUGGUACCAGAGGGAAUGACUGACGAUUCACCAGACGGCUCUACACCUCAACUGAUUAAUGAGGAGUUGUUAUUUGUCAAGGCAGUGUCCCUGUGUCACACAGUUCAGAUCAGCUACGAUCAGCCUGACUGCCUGGUCGGUGGAGGAGACCCUUUUUCUCAUACAAAUGGUUUCUCCUCCAAUCACAUGGAAUACUACGCCUCCUCUCCUGAUGAGAAAGCUUUGGUGGAGGCAGCAAAGAGGAUUGGAGUAGCUUUCACUUGCAGCAAUGGAGAUACAAUGGAAAUCAAAACAUUUGGCAAGUCAGAGAAGUUUAAACUGCUCCACGUGUUAGAGUUUGAUGCAAACCGCCGGAGGAUGAGCGUCAUACUGCAGGAUUCUUCAGGAGGUAAAGUCCUGUUCACCAAGGGAGCAGAGUCCGCCAUCUUGCCAUUCACUACCAGUGGUGAGAUAGAAAAGACAAGACUGCAUGUUGAUGAAUUUGCCUUGAAAGGUUUGCGGACCCUGGUGGUAGCAUGUCGCCAUUUCAGCCCAGAGGAGUACAUCGAUGUAGACAAGCGUCUGAACGCUGCCCGCACUGCACUGCAGCAGAGGGAGGAGAGACUGCAGGAGGCCUUCAGCUACACUGAAAGAGAUCUACAGCUCCUGGGAGCCACAGGGGUUGAGGAUAAACUUCAAGACAAAGUCCAGGAGACCAUUGAGGCUUUAAGACUGGCUGGGAUCAAAGUGUGGGUGUUGACAGGGGACAAGCAUGAGACGGCAGUCAGCGUCAGCCUGUCCUGUGGCCACUUCCACAGAACCAUGAACAUCCUGGAGCUUCUGCAACAGCGCUCUGACAACGAGUGUGCUGAGCAGCUCCGCAGACUGGCCAGAAGAAUAAAGGAAGACCACGUCAUACAGCAUGGUUUGGUGGUGGAUGGGGCCAGUCUUUCUCUAGCACUGCGGGAACAUGAGAAGCUCUUCAUGGAAGUGUGUAAAAGCUGCUCAGCUGUGCUGUGCUGCCGCAUGGCACCACUGCAAAAGGCUAAGGUCGUGCGCCUUUUAAAAACCUCUCCAGAAAAACCCAUCACCUUAGCUAUUGGGGAUGGAGCCAAUGAUGUCAGUAUGAUACAAGAAGCCCAUGUGGGCAUAGGAAUCAUGGGGAAGGAAGGCCGUCAGGCCGUGAGAAACAGUGACUAUGCAAUCGCCAGGUUCAAGUUCCUGGCUAAACUACUUCUGGUUCACGGUCAUUUCUACUACAUCCGAAUAGCUACGCUUGUACAGUACUUUUUCUAUAAGAAUGUGUGUUUUAUCACGCCCCAGUUUUUAUACCAGUUCUUCUGUUUGUUUUCACAACAAACCCUGUACGACAGUGUUUACCUGACACUGUACAACAUCUGCUUUACCUCGCUACCCAUCCUGGUCUACAGUCUGUUUGAACAGCUGGUCCAUCCACAUGUGCUACAGAGUAAACCCGGCUUGUACAGGGACAUCAGCAAGAACUCUCUGCUGUCCUUCCGGACGUUCUUGUACUGGACCGUGCUGGGCUUCUGUCACGCCUUUGUCUUUUUCUUUGGAUCCUAUAUACUGAUGGGAGAAGACACCACACUUAUGGGAAAUGGCCAGAUCUUGCGAGCUAACAGGCAACUGAUGUUUGGAAACUGGACAUUUGGAACACUGGUGUUCACUGUCAUGGUCAUCACUGUUACAUUAAAGCUUGCUUUAGACACUCAUUUCUGGACAUGGAUGAACCAUUUUGUGACAUGGGGUUCGAUUGCCUUCUAUUUCAUCUUCUCCCUGUUCUAUGGAGGCAUCAUCUGGCCGUUCCUCCACACCCAGGACAUGUACUUUGUCUUCGUCCAGCUGCUGUCCAGCGGUUCAGCCUGGUUCGCCAUCAUCAUUAUUGUCAUUACCUGCCUCUUUCCUGAUGUGAUGAAGAAGGUUUUCUACAGACAUGUGCAGCCCACCAGCACACAGAAGAGUCAGUCUCUAUCAAGCCCCCAGGAGCAGACCCUCAGCUGUAUGGAGUCCCUGUGCUGCUACCAGCAGGGGCAGAGCGGCUGUUCCCGCCUGGCCCACUACCUGGAGCAAAUGACCGGGCAGUGCCAGGCCACCAGUCAUUGCCACGCAUCCAGCCGCAACAACAGGUGGGAAGGACAUCGGCGACAAACAAUGAGAAUAAAGUCUAAUAAAGCUUCACCACCACAUCGCUGCAGUCUCGACUAUAGGCUUUAAUGUUGGUGGUAGCGUGAGCAGAGUCUCGGGGAGCUGGGUUUCUACAGAUGGGACGUAGGGUGUGACUUAGCAGCCAAAGGAGACGCCAGAGGCUGACGGUUAGUGGAUCAAGCUGUCCUGGAAUGCACUUUUAGGACUUUGUGUCCGUCAGAGUCCUUGUUGACAUGCUGAAGCCUGGACGUUGUGAUUAACUAGAAAGCUGCGCUCGUCCUCAGUAAGUCGGUGCACUGUAUAAACAAAUUCCUAGAGACCAGAAGAGAUUGUGAUGGCCCUGCCAUCUACAUUGCAUGCAGAUGUGGGUGCUGUACAACAUAUCCAGGAAGGAUCGGGAAGGUCCAGCAUCUUAAUAAGGCCAGUAGAGUGGAGGUCUCAAUAUUCCAGUCUAGUAUGUGACCCGUCUGUGAAGCAGCUCUGUCUACUAACACACUUGUUCUUUCUAACCAUUGGUGUUCUGUGUGUUCUGUCUGUCUGUCUGUCUGUCGUCGUUUGCUUCUGUUCUCCUUAAAAUCAAAGAUGUGUCUAAAAAAAGUCAUUGUUGUGCUUGAUUAGAUGCCGCCAGUGUGUUUACUCUACACCAGCUGUUGAGUUGACAUGUUGCUUUUUUCUUUGGGCUCUUUUGGGUUUUUCCUUGGCCCAGUUCUUCCUGGACAUGAACGUCCAAUGAUUGUGGUGUAAUUGGGCAGCCAAGCUAAUGGGGGGUUGAUGUGACUUGGCUUUUAAGCUGCACUUGGCAAUUUGGGAUCUUUAAAUGGCAGCAAGAAGUAAAGUUAAUAAAAUCUAUCUGGUCUCUGUACUGCACUGACAGCUUUCAGUAAAAGUAUAGAUUCAGUGCAACAUAAUUGUUUUUCGUAAAUUGUCUAGUGCAGCUUUAAGGAGAGGUUCUAACUGGAAGCGCUCAGGGUUUGCUUGUCUGCUCAGUCCACUGUCAGUCAGUGUCUCGUUACAGGAAUCAUUGUGACCCUGUGAAGUCAUUGAUUAAUCGACGUGAUCGGCCCAUUGUGCUGACUAAUCAAUCCUCCCAAAAAGGCUUGAGACACAGUAAUGUCUAGAUCCAUAAUGAAGACGUAGCUUUCCAUUUCUUUAAAUGUUCUUUGUUUUGUACUGGACCUUGAUCGAUGAUGAAUGAUGCAUUGCUUCUCCCAACCCUCCGUUACCCUAGCUGUCUGUCGAGUAGCAUGACCUUGUCUGAGGUCGACAGCAGUGUAAUGGGUGAACUUCAGGUAAAUGUGAGCUUAGACGUUGGCUACAAACACCACCUUCACUCGGCGCCGUCCAAACCUGAUUCCAAACGUGUCUUUGACGAGCAGAAAAUAGAUCCGUCAUUUUAAUAUUUCUAAUAGACAUUAUUACCUUAAACACGAGUUUGCUACCUGCACCAUGAAGUCUGUUUCAUUUCGGUAAAACUAUGUUCCAAUAGCUUGAGGGUCAAAUUACCCCUAAAUGCUUGAUUCGGUUUAGAUGAAUUGCUUCCUGUCGGGGAGAUUGAUUUGUUGUGUGACCUUGGCACGGAGCGACUGGUUUUAUUCAGUCUGAGCAGGCAGCAGCAAAUUUGUGCUCUUUGAGAAUAGGUAGAAAACAAUGAGUGCAACAGUGUAAAUGAUUUCCUAUAGCCAACUCAAUAUCCUAUAACGACACAAUCAUCUACUAAAACACAGAUUUAGCUUUUGUCCCUUCUACAUGUCGACCUGCUUCUCGCUCACGGGUAGUUUAGCUCUCUACCUGUUGCUUCGCUCCUCCUUGGUUUGAUGAAACUGACUCAUUAACCAACGAGUUAAUGAGUCAGCCCACAUUUGGCCUUAAUGCUAGGAUACUGCCAUAGCUGAAAGAUGAUAGACCUCCACCCAGUCGCAUAUAAUGUCUUCAAUGACUGGAAGCAACAGUUAACAAGCAUAUUUACAACUUGUAUAACACAGUAUUUAUCACAUAUUUAUUGGAAGCCCAACUUGUAAGUGGCUGCUUAAACUGGCCUGCUGUCGCAGCAUCGAAUGGCGGCCGUCGCUGAAUCAUGGGUGGAUGUCGAGAGUCACGGCUGUUGUCACGGUAAACAAAUCAAACCCCAGCAGCUCAAUCUUCAUUAGUCCACAACAUCUCCCUCAGCCCUUGGAAAUAAACAGGUUGUUAUUGGCCUUUCCCAGAAAAACUGAGCAGAAGAAACGUGAAGAUUCUGUUUCCAGACCUUGAAAUAAAUAAACUAACGAUAAGUUAAUGCAUCACAAUUCGAGUUUGACACAAUUGCUCCUUCGCUCGUCUUCAUGUAGAAUAAAGGGACCACACCCUGGACCGGAAACGCUGCUGGGAAUAUAAUUACUUGUGUUUUAUUUUUGCUACUUCCUGUAUCUGUCAGUCUUUUUCUACUGUAUACUGAAACCUUAUAAGUGCUUCUAUGAAGAGGCCCCAUUUCAGGGCAAGCUUGUUUUCUAACCCGGGGCACCGCAGGCAGGUGGGGUUUGAGUGACUAACUCCACUUGUCUUGGCCAGGCUACAGAACAAGAAUGCCCAAACGCUGUCUUGUUGCAUGGGGGCUGCUGCCUUUGGGGUAAACCUGUAUAGAACUGUGCCCCCUCACAUAUGCCACGAUUGCAUUUGUCUGCUCUGUGUGCUCAUCCCUGUGUCUGAAAUCUGCAUAAUGUGGUUUAACCUUGCAGAUUAGUUAUUCAUGUCCUGCUCACGUCCCCCAUGUGCCGUGUCCUGUCCGAAUCUGCCUGUUACGUCUUUUCUGGGGUUAAGUAUUGCACUGUGUCCCAGAAGCUUAAUUCUACUGUUGAUGGAGCACGUGAGGGUGCCUCCAGUCAUCAGCCUGUCUGUGGCCCCAGGUCCUGUUCUGCUGUUCACCAGGUCUUAAAUCGCUUUUCUUUAUGGGAGCAGAUUAAACGAUUAAAGGUCAGAGUCACUCAGAGCCGAGCAGCUGAAAAUCUAAAACAUGGAUGAAGAGGAGCAGGAAUGAGAAAUGAGCAGGUCUGUAGCUAGAACACAAUACGCUCGUCUACUACAGAACAAAGUGCAGCCAUGUGAGAAAGUGUGAAGCUGAGCUCAGGAUGUGAAACACAGUCUUCCUGCUGGUGCUGUGACAUGAGUUGGUUCAUUGUGACCUUUAGCUGUGACUUGUUUCCUGUUCUAAUCUGUUCAUGGAGGUAACACCGAGAUGACGUGUACUGUUUUUGUAUUUUUAAAGGAGGUCCAGCUUCCUAAGAUUAGAACAAGGGCUUUGUCAUGUUUCUACAUAUAAAUAUGUCUUAGUCGUAUAUGUUUUAUGUUUGGAGGGUUGUACACCCACAUACUUAUUUAUAUAGUAGUUAAAUUAAGGCCCUGCACAGUUAAACGUCAUCACAUUUGAAUCCUGGCUGUUUCUAGAGCUGAAGCAAGAAUGUUUAUGUUUAUGCUCAUUACAUUUAUUUAUCUUUAUGGUUAAUUAUCAUCUGUAAUCUGAGAAUCAAAAGUCUCACCUCGACUCCACUUGUAGAAAUUACACUACAGUACAAACUACUUUUAAUAGGAUAAAUUUAAUUUAAUUAACUGGAUGGAGCUUAAGUGUCUGUGAACGCCUUGGGGGUUAUUGCAAGGACCAGAAGUUUGUGUUUACUGUUUAUAUUUAUUACAUCGCAUGGAGUUGGUAUUGAGUAUCUGCACAGAUUAAUAUAAAAUCUUUUCAACUGUUUUUAUUUUUUAUUUGUAAACUCAACAAAUGAUAAAACGUGAGACAAAAGGGGUAAAAGCGUGAUCUUAGUCAUUUGUUGUUUCCACGGUAGCGGUCAGUGCUCAUCCUGCCACAUGGGGAGUGCGUGGGUGCUUUUCAAGCCACCGCUGUCAUCACAUGCUAAUUUAUGUGUCACUCCCCACUGAGCCCUGUGUCCUCAGACUAAAGGCAAACAGGCAAGUUAAACAAGUACAACAUGUGAUGAAACCAAAACUGUUUGGACUUUGGGAAAUAAUUCUGGGGUCCUGUUGGACACAGCAAUGAAUUAAAUGAUAUUUCAUCUAAUUAAACUUUUAAGGCUCUCUGACCUUAAUGGAGUUUGAUAAGUGGGAGUUAAUGAGGAGAGACUUUUCGUACUCGUCACCAUCACCAUCUCAGCCAUUAUUAGCGCUCCAUCCUUCACUCUUCUGCUUCCAGCCUCUUAUAAGAUUACAAAGCUCUGGACAACAGUGUGAUGAAUACACACACACACACACACACACACACUCUCUCUCUCUGUCUCCUAACCCUCAGUCACUGCCUGUUUUCAGGUCUUGGAGCGACACGGAGAACUUCUACUCCAAUGAUCGCAGUAUCCUGACGCUGUCACCCAUUGAGGCCUCCCACUGCUGACUCCAGGGCUAUUGACUGUAACUCAGAGCUGGAGGAGAGCUCCCAUCGCUAUCACUCAUUAUCACCCCCUACCACCACCACCACCACCCUCACCCUGCUUCCAUUUAAACCCAAUGCAGCUGGAUGCAAAGCAGACUCGCACAGAAGCUGUUGUAUUGUUUCAAACCAAAGGCCUGAGCUCGGUGCAGGGGGCCUCUGUCCUUCAUCAGAGUCCCAGCGUCAAUUUAGUCUCAUAGGAAAAGCCGGAGCGAAGACGUCAGGCGGAAGAUGAAAAUGAAGUGUGCUUCAAGUCAGCAUAGCAUGAAGCAGACAUCUGUGCAGCUACUCCUGUAGAUAGAAAAGAAAUGUCUGCUGCCUUUACAGAAUCUGCGAUUCCUCUAAAAACGCCUAAAGACGUAUUUAGAGUCUGUCAGUUUAAAAUGUUACAUUUUGCUGCCUCAGACAUUUUACAUUGUAACAUCUUAAGGCUAAAUGAAGAAUGGGUUGUUGUCAGUCUGGGGUUUUGCUCCUUUCAGCCAACAGUCCUGUCAAAGCGUUGCAGCCGGAUCCAGCUGCCUUGGACAAACAGGCUCCGCUCACUGCACAUUAAGGUGGUUUUCCAAAACCACAAACCUGGAUCAUUAUGAAGAACCAGGACGAGGCCAUUGCAGACUCAGACCACAUUAGCAGCGCAUCUCAAAGCUACAGACCAUCACAUUCCAUCAACUUUCCAUCUGUGUCUCUCUGAGCCUCGCUUUCUGCUGCGGCGCCUUCAUGUCUCAUUUAGACUGAAAACCUAGAACACCCUCCGUCUUGUAGCAUCCAGAGCCUCGCUACUUCGGCAGGUCUGCAAAUGACACCUCCUCGCUUACUUCACUCCUUUGAGCUUCUAUAUUUCACUUGUGGUACCAAAGACCAAAGGACCCAGGAGUUGAAAAGAAAGUGUUUAUUUUUGUGCCUGAUUUUACAGAAGCUUAUAUUGCUAAGAAGACUUUUAUUGUUCGUGCUGCUUUCUUGUCUGACUGCUCAGGCCUCUGUCUCCCUGGUGUGUUGCUCAGAAACUGACCGGAUGAGGUCUGUUUGAAAAGCCAUACAAUUUCAAGAGGUCAUAUUAUUGAAAGAUUAUAAUAAAGGUACUGCAGAUAGAACUAAAAUAGAUGUGAGCCUAUUGUUGUAUUGUUCUUGUCUCCUUUGAACGGCUGCUCUUGUUCAGUCCAGUGAGCGAAGGCAUCUCCGCAUUAAAUAAUAGUUCUAAAGUAAUAAAGGAGCUUAAAGCUUCAAAAUGGACAUUCAGGUUUUUUUUUAGGUAGAAGGUAUCUGAUCACAUAAUGAUACCAUUCUGACUUCAGCGAGACAGAAAUGGCUCUAAUGAUGGAAUGCUUUUCCAAAUCACUUCUGAUGCAUCAAGACCCAGACGCCAGAAUGUUUCAAUCUUCAGAGCGAUUUAUCAGAUGAAUAUAAUUUAGCUUCACACAUAAAAGGAAAAGCAAGUUGUUUGCACAAAUCACAUAUCUUAAACAUCAUUUAGUUUUUUGUUUCAGAUCAUCUGCCUCCAUAACUCGAUGCAUCAUUGUUGAGCAUUGUUACAUUUUUGUUUUUGCAUUGAUGCAGUGUGUGUGUGUGUGGGGGGGGGGGCGGUUGAUGGAUGUGCAGAUAAACUCCUGUAUGAUCAGUGACCAUGUUGCCUGCAACAUCUGAAUAUUAGUUUGCUUCUCAGUCAGUUCGUAUUUUAGCUGAAUCCAUUUUCGAAGCCUACAGUUCUGUCCAGACAAGCGUUUUAAUCUUAACAUCCUCAGCUCACGGCGCAAACGGGACGGGAUGUUUGUGUUGGCCGCUCUUUCAUAUUACUGUUGAAGGCGUUUUCAGUUCACAAUCGCUCUUUCAUUAUUGUCUUUCAGUUCGUGGAAUAUUCUUGAUGUUAAUUUUCCUCUUGUUUUCAACCAACAAUGUAAAGCUAUUUAUUAUUUCAACUUUUUUUUUUUUAUCUCCAUUUGUUUUUUUACAUGAUCCUAAAUCAGUUGGUUCCUCCACAACCGCUAGAAGAACACAGGUGCAUGUAUGAGGGAUGGAGAGAAUAUCAUCACACCUUCAGUCCUUUUAGCCAGAUGAUGUCAUAGACCUGUGAUCAGUACAUGGAUUCUCUGAGCAUUUGAAGCCGUUGUGUUGGUCAAAAGCACUUUACUGAAGUAGAUGUAGAUCAACUGAGCUGCAGAGGCACCUGCAGUGAUGCUGCUAUUCUGAUGCCCCCUUGUGUUGGCUAUGAAGGUGUAACCACAGGACACGGUCCCUGUUUAGAGUCAGUUAGGUCCUGAAUCCAGAUACAGAUUUUCUGUCUGUACAAUAUGUUUUAAGAUCCGCUGUGGUUUAUAACCUGGGCCCGAUUCCUUAGAGCAUGGCAGCGAUGAUGUCAUCUGAGCUUAAUUAAGAGAGGAGCUGUGGGUUUGGAUGUGAGGCCUCUGGGGUAUUUCUAGGAGCCGGAGGUUACGCAGCCACAUAAUUCAUAAAAUGAUGAUUUAGUGUUUUAUCACCUCGACUCCAGACGAUCACUGGGUCAUCCUUCAGAAGCACCAUUAUUAAAAGAGCUGUUCAGGGUUCUUCUACAUGUGGUUACUGCAUAUUUCUGCUCCUGGAAUUUUUAGUCAUACCAUAAAUUAACAUGAGGCAUCAGGGGUUGUUUGUUUUUGUAAAUGCAAAUAUCAUCCUGGGGCCAGAACAAAGACGUUUCAGCUAAAACACCUAUUAUGAUAAACCAUUCAAAGGAAAAUUCAACAAGAACCGAAGGUCGACCACGAUCUGCAGAAUCACUGAGGAAAUGAGCUCAAACAGGAAUCUAAAUGAAAACGUCAACUGAGCUGUGUGACUCGGCAUCAGCGAAGCGACAGCUCAUGUCGCUGCCGAGGCUGUUUUUCCUCCCUCCUCGUAUCAGUAAAUCAGGCUGCACCAGAUGAUUAAUAAACACCAUCAUCACUCUGGUGUUGACUGAUAUGUGUCGCCGUGUCUGUGCGUCCUCCCUCCUCCUCGUGUCUGUAAAUCUGUCUGACAGCUGAUGUUUAUGAAGAUGCAGUUCUAUUUACUAAAUAAAUACAUUUUUCCAGAA